AGCAAAUACAGUAGAAUAGAAUGUAUGAGAUCCCACAGAAUGCACCAGGUACUGUAAUUGUUAGUGGUCCCAUACUUAAUUUGAAUCUGGGCAAUUUGUGGCAAGCGUCAGAUGGCGGCGACCCGGGCAUUUUGGCUCAAAUCAAUUCAGAAAAAGCGCUCUAAAAACCUCUGCACCGGCAGAGUCGAAGAUUUGCCUACGUCGGGUGGUAUUUCUACAUCUUGGCUGACCUGCCAAGCGUGGCAUGGGCUGUGUUGCCAGUACUGCUGAUAUAAGUGAGCCAGAGAUCUCACCCAAUAAGAACCAGACACUCCCAGCAGAUGGCAGGACAACGUCUGGGAAGACGCUUCUGAAUGCAAACUCUCCGAAAGGAGAUCAAGCAAUCACCGGAGAUCUGCCAAACUUCAAGCAUUCCAGGACUGUGAACCAGGACGUUACUUCACCAAUAUCUCCGGGCAAGUCCAUCCUGAGAAGUAAAAGCUUCCAAGGAUUGUCUGCCCAGGAGGGCGGCCGACGAGCCACAUUUGAUACUGCCUCGCUGGAUGAGGAGGAUCGGGCCAUGCUGAUGUUGGAGGCUCGUAGUGGGAAGCGCCGGGUGACCCUCGGUCAAGCAGAAGUCAGAGAGUACAAGGUUCAGGCCACGGAGCUCUCUCCCGCCACCACCCGACAAGACGGCUAAUGACAUAGCUGACGCAAUCGAGGAGAUGGGACCAUGUUGGACCUCCAAUCGAUGUAGAUCUCCGGCUGUAUAUUUCACUCUAAGGGCAAGCCUGCCCGGUGCUGGGCCACGCCACCCCCAGCUGGCCCACCUGACCCCACGCAUCCACAAGCCCACAAGCGCAGUGUCGAAUAGGAGUGUGCCCCCAAAUUCCUCCUACUGGUACUGGCACAUUCUCGAUUUUGCAGGGGUUGGCGGCGAAUAGAAGC
Molecule: messenger RNA, 927 nt
Organism: Durusdinium trenchii
Lineage: Eukaryota; Dinophyceae; Suessiales; Symbiodiniaceae
Source: the annotation of a GenBank genome assembly